AAGCCGGAGACGGCCAGAAAUAUGCUGCGGUCUCGAGCGUCCGUCGGUCGUUGUGCGUUGUCUGUUCCAUUUUCGCUCUCGUGCCGAACGGUUCGGCUUGGUGUGUGUCUCCGGUCCACUGUUUUGUUCCCCGUUUACUCCGUCACCUCAAACUCCGGUGUCUCAGUGGCCUGUGAACUCUUGCCCACCGCCGCACGCACUCCUCAGUCCACCCCGGGUGAAAGAUGUCGACCGGCAUAGCAGGAUGGAUAACAUGCCGGCAAGUGCUGAACAUUAUGGUGAUCUUCGGCUUCAUGCUGAACUAUGCGCUGCGCGUAAACUUUACGAUCGCGAUCGUGGCGAUGACGAAAACGCUCGUCAGCACGGUGACCGGUGACGAUAACAGCACGACCGACGCCCUCAACCUGACCGACACCACGACCGAAGCGUCCGUGAUCGAUGAGGCGGACAAGUUCGAGUGGGACGCCCGCCAGCAGAACCUGAUGCUUGGCAGCUUCUUCUGGGGCUACGUGCUGACGGAGCUGCCCGGUGGUCGGCUGGCGGAAAUCGUCGGUGGACGGCGCGUGUUCGGCUACAGCAUGCUGUUUUCCAGCCUGCUGACCCUGCUGACGCCGCUCGCCUCCAACACGCACUACAUUGCGGUGGUGAUUCUACGUGCCGUGCUCGGGUUCUUCCUGGGCGCCUCCUGGCCGGCCAUUCAUCCGCUGACGGCGGUGUGGAUUCCACCGAUGGACCGGUCCAAGUUCAUCGCCAACAUGAUGGCUUCGUCGCUCGGUGCCGCCAUUACGAUGCCGAUCUGUGGGUUCCUGAUUGCGACGGUCGGGUGGCAGAGCGUGUUCUACUUCACCGGCGGGCUCGGGCUGCUGUGGUCGGUCGUGUGGUUCCUGGUGGUGUUUGAAACGCCCGCCUCCCAUCCGCGCAUCACGCCCGAGGAGCGUACGGAGAUCGAAACUGCCAUCAAUGCGGCCGGCAAGAAGAAGAAGCCCUCGUACGUGCCGUGGAAGUCGAUCCUAACCUCGCCGCCGGUGUGGGCCAUCAUCCUGACGCACGGUGCGUCCGUGUUUGGGUUCUUCACCGUGGUCAACCAGCUGCCCACCUACAUGAAGUACAUUCUGCAUUUCAACAUUAAGGAGAACGGGUUGCUCUCGUCUUUGCCUUACUUUGGCAAGUACGCCAUGGCUGUGAUUUCAUCGCAUUUAGCUGAUUAUUUGAGAAAAUCGGGUAAACUGUCGACGACUGCGACGAGAAAGAUUUUCACCGCCUUCGCUGUGAUGACUCCCGGCUUCUUGAUGAUCAUUCAAGUGUACAUGGGAGAGAACCGCUCCUGGGCGGUCGGUAUCUUCACGCUGUCCCUCUUCCUUAAUGGUGCCGUCACGGCCGGCUAUCUCGGCAACGGGCUGGACAUUGCGCCCAACUUCUCCGGCACCAUCUUCGGUAUGGCCAACACGCUCUCCUCAUUCGGUGGCUUCGUGUCGGCGUACAUGGUUGGUGUGCUUACCAACGACAAUCAAACCUACGGCCAAUGGCAGAUUGUGUUCUGGAUCCUGGCCGUGGUGUACAUUACGGGUUCCUCUGCGUACGUGCUGAUGGGUACGGGUGAGCUGCAAGCCUGGAACAAUCCGCCGGAGAAGGGCGACGGCAACGUUGAAACGGAGGAAGGCGUGCCGCUGCGCAAUCAGGCCGCCGCGGUCAAGUAAACAGCGACACGGCGCACAACCGUGGCCGCCGUGUGUUUGUGUGUGUGUGUGGGUGUGUCCGUUUUCUCUUACAUACGUCGGCAGCAAACGGUGGGGAUGGUGGCGGCGGUGCUGGUGCUAUAUUUGGCCGAUUAGAGAGAGGUCAAACGAAGCGGCAGCAAAAGCAGUAAGAUUCUCUAUUUUAAAAGAGGCCAAACAGUUAGCCGCUGCUCUUAACUCCCCCCACCAAAAAUGACAGAGGAUUUUUUUUGUGAAAAAAAACCCGAAUGUCGUACGUUUACGCGUGUGCGUGUUCCGUAGUAAAAGAAGACACAUUAAAGAAGGAAGAGCGAUAGAGGGAUACAGAGAGGAGAUUUGUCGUAGCAUUUAAUAACUUAUUGUUUUAAAAGCAAGCCCCCCCCCGCAUCUAUCGAAUCACCCGGAAAUGCUGUGCCUCGCGUGCCGAGAGCGUGCAAAUGCUGUUUUUUUUAGUAUUUUGUAGCCAAUUACAGCGUUAAUAGGUGUGUAGAGCAAUGAGUAGGAAUAGAUCAGCGGAGAUAGUGGUUUUUAAUCCAGAUUUUUUUCUGUUUUUGGUAAUAGAAGCAAAUUGGGGGGAAACAUCAUCAUGUACGACACACACUCAGAAGAAAAAAAAAACCACGAUCACACAGGAAAAGUAGGAGUAGGACCUCUUUUAGAGGGUACAAGACAGAGGAACGGAAGCGAUGUAUCUGAUUGAUUCAGGGGGUUUGACUUAAUUUUUAAAAUGUACAAAAAGCGUAAUUGUGUGUGUGUGUGUGUGCUUAUGUGAAGAAGGGCGUGAUUCAGUGUGGCGUUUGUGCGUCACUAACGGUCGUCAUGAGAGGAGUGAACGAUUUUCAUGUUUUAAUGAAAAUGGUGCAAUCGUAACGAAUGCGAGUAUAUGAACAUGACCGGAAAGAGCUGCUUGCUGUGUUGGGCCUGUGGAAGCGGAACCGAUCCAGCGGGGGCCUCUCCUCAAGACUUCUUUCCAUCUCAGUACGAACGGGGGGGACGUCCACCGAAUGUCACACUGUGAGUAGCUUCACAUACACAAAAACCAAUCCAUCACACAUGUGCUUUCCCAACGAACGGUGGGGCAACUGUUAACAGGAAUAGAUUUCUAUAAAUGUGCCUUUUUUACUAAGAACUCUUUGAUAUCGCGUGUGGGGAGCGAAGGAAUCUUGUUAAAGCUACUUAGCGUACAGGUUUAGAUGCGUGCGUGUGUAUAUGUGCGUAAACGUGUGUGUAUGUUUAGGUCGAAUCAUGAUGCUAAUCAAUCUACUUAAACUUUACAGAGACACGACGGUACUUGAUAUUUUAUUUACAAUGUGUUUUUCCCCAUUUUUUCUCUCUCUUUCUUUCUCGUGUACCAAUAAUAUACAUACACACUAAGCGCGUGUACUGAACUCAUUUUAAACAGAUAGAAAAACUGAACAAUAAAGUAACUGUGAACGUGGAAGUCUUUUCAUGUUGAAGUC
Molecule: messenger RNA, 3175 nt
Organism: Anopheles arabiensis
Lineage: Eukaryota; Metazoa; Arthropoda; Insecta; Diptera; Culicidae
Product: sialin
Exons: 6
Coding region: 225-1697 (490 amino acids)
Biological process (GO): transmembrane transport; monoatomic anion transport
Cellular component (GO): plasma membrane
Molecular function (GO): transmembrane transporter activity
Source: RefSeq, a predicted model, not a curated record